AUGGCAUCUUAUACUACCACUUCUUAUUCCUUAUCACCUACAAUGUCCAUGAACAAUAAAUAUACAGUUGAUAAAAUUAAGUAUCGUCUACAACAUGAUAAAGCAAAUUAUGAAGUAGCUGAUAAUGAUACUUCAAGAUUCAAAUCGAAAUGUUGGAAUGUUUUUGGUUUCCCCACCGAAAAAAACGAAGCUGGUCGUUUUGAACGUAUCAAUGGUUUUGUUAGUUGCAAACAAUGUUAUCAAACUUUUACUUAUACAUCAACUACUGGUACGCGCCAUUUGAAUGCACAUAUAUGUGUUAUAAACUUUCUUACAAAUUCUACAACAUCAGCGCCGACCACAGUUCAAACAACUCUCGACAAUAUUUCAAAAAAUUUGAAACAAAUAAAACUAAGCGAUAAAGAGCAACACAAAUUUAAAGAUUUAAUGGCUAAAUGGAUUUGUGCAGAUAUGAGACCCUUUACAAUUACUGAAGAUACAGGAGCAAAACAUGGUGAUUUUGAUGUUAAAAACAUUGUUCGUGGUGCUGAUGUAACAUCAGAUCAUAUUGGUUCUUUAGCCGAUAAGUAUCGAACGGAACUACGAGAAAUUUUAAAAGAACCAUUCGAAAAUGAAGCUAUGUGCAUCAGCCCAGAUAUGUGGAGCGAUGCUGAUAAACAGUUAUCUUAUUCAGGUUUAUCAUGUUCAUUUGUUGAUGCAAAUCUUAAUUAUAAAACUGUGGAUUUAUGUUGUCGACCUUAUUACAAAUGUAUUCAAAAAGUACUGGAAAGUUAUGGUUUAAAUGAUUUAACUCAACUACAUUUUGUAUCUGAUCGAGGGCCAAAUCUGGUGAAGGCCUUGAAACCUUAUCGACCAAUUUAUUGUUAUGCUCAUCGUCUAAACAAUAUAUUAAAGAGAUCGUUUUUUCAAUCACAAAAGAAGAAAAAUAAAAAUGAAGAACAAAAUGCACAAUUAUCAACAAUAAAUCUUGACAAAAUUAAAAGUGAAGACAGUGAUCUUUCAAUAUCAUCUAGUGAAGAUGACAACGAAUCAUUUUUACCAGUUCAUACAAAUAAAAAGAAAAUAACAAAGUCUGGUGGUAGAUCAGCCUUGAACGAUCCCAGAAAAUUAGAAUUACCUGAUUUAGAUUCAUCAGCACAAGAAGUUAUAAAGACAAUUGUUAAUUGCAAAAAGCUUGUUCAAUAUGUUAAAAAAGUAACUGAAAUUUUCUAA
Rotaria sp. Silwood1 is the source of this 1212-nucleotide messenger RNA. The record is from the annotation of a GenBank genome assembly. Lineage: Eukaryota; Metazoa; Rotifera; Eurotatoria; Philodinida; Philodinidae.